AUGAUAAAGACCGACAACAACCACAACCACUACAACUACAACAACCACCACAACGACUACAACGACAACAACUACCACCACUACUACUACUACUACUACUACUACUACUACUACUACUACUACGACAACAACGACUACGACGACUACGACGACGACAACAACCACCACCACCACCACAACAACAACAACCACAACGACAACAACAACAACAACAACGACAACAACAACAACAACGACUACAACAACAACAACAACAACGACGACCACAACAACUCCCGAUCCAUGCCCUGUCAGCCCAGACCCAUGCAACGCAGUCAGCAAUAUUUCAAGGGAGAGCAUUGUGAUCGAGUCUGUGUUCUAACCAACAACCGUUUGGACAUUUCCAUCGUCAUCGACACUUCUGGUUCUCGAGUCUCCGAGGAAGCUGGAAUUCGGGAGCUGAUUCAGUAUCUUGUUGAUAAUUUCGACACGCAAACCGCAGUUAAAUUCUCCAUCGUCGACGUCGGUGACAGCCGAAACAAUCAACUCAGCGUAUCAUUAGGCCCCGCAAGUUUUAAUACGAACAGUGCAAUAAUGAAUGCCUACGAUAACAACUUGGAUUGGUACGAACAAACUACUGCUAUAGGCGGCGGAAUGACUCUUGGCGCACAACAACUGGACACGAAUGAUGCGGUUCCAGACGCAAUGAUUGUUAUUACUGAUGGCUGGGAUGGAGAUCUUGCGGCGUUGCAAUCAUCGGCGGGCGCAAUCAGCGCCUCUGGAAUAACAACUCUCGCUGUUGGCUACGAUCCAAGUGGUUUCGUCUCGUCAAGUACUCUAGAAGACAUCGCCGCUGGAAAUACUCAGAAUGUAUUUACAGCCAUUGACCAAUCGACCUUGGACGCUCUUAAAACUCAGAUGUUUGACGCACUGUGCGGAGUUACUAGCAGAAGGAACGGGGCUAGACCUGCGUCAAAAGUUAUGAAUGAUUGA
Messenger RNA from Oikopleura dioica, 972 nucleotides. The record is from the annotation of a GenBank genome assembly. Lineage: Eukaryota; Metazoa; Chordata; Appendicularia; Copelata; Oikopleuridae.